Molecule: messenger RNA, 1230 nt
Organism: Neoarthrinium moseri
Lineage: Eukaryota; Fungi; Ascomycota; Sordariomycetes; Amphisphaeriales; Apiosporaceae
Exons: 1
Coding region: 1-1230 (409 amino acids)
Biological process (GO): lipid metabolic process
Source: RefSeq, a predicted model, not a curated record
AUGAUCUCGCUCUUCCCGACACUCUUGUCCCUGGUAUUGCAGGUGGUAUUAUGCCUGGCAUCUCCCUCGCCCUUCCCGCGGCCGCAGCAGCACCCUCUGCCCCAACAACAUAACGAACCGCCGGGCGGCAUCUCGAACCGCUUCUUCGCCUCUCUCGAACGUCUCUCGCGGCUGGUGGAUAUCGCCUACUGCGUUGGCACCACCGGCCUCUCUCGGCCCUUCGAGUGCGCGUCGCGAUGCAAGGAGUUCCCGACGCUUGGGCUGGUAACUACAUGGAACACGGGGGUCUUGAUGAGCGACAGCUGCGGCUACAUUGCCGUGGACCACGACCAAGGCGCCCGGCUGCACUGGGGACCCUCUGUGGGCUCGGAGGAGACCACAAGCGGGGCCAUCGUAGUCGCCUUCCGCGGCACUUACAGCAUCACCAAUACGGUCAUCGACCUCAGCACUGUGCCCCAGGAGUACGUGCCCUACCCGUCCCCGGAGGACGGAGGAGACGAAGCCCCUGAGGAGCCCGAGCACAGGUGCGAGAACUGCACAGUACACAUGGGUUUCUUGACCUCGUGGCAGACUGCCCGAGAGGAUGUUCUGCCAACUUUGAAGCCUCUACGUUCGCAGUAUCCUGAUUACCCUAUCCAUCUCGUCGGCCAUAGCCUAGGCGGCGCCGUCGCCGCCUUGGCAGCCCUGGAGAUGAGGGUCAUCCUUGGCUGGGAGAAUGUAAUCGUGACUACGUUUGGGGAGCCAAGAGUUGGGAACAACGGCUUCGUGCGCUACCUCGACGCCGUUUUCGACCUCAAGAACAACCGCACGGAGCCGGAGAGGCAGAUAUACAGGCGCCUGACCCACGUUGACGACCCUGUGCCUCUUCUCCCCUUGCACGAAUGGGGGUAUAGGUCACAUGCCGGCGAGAUAUUCAUCUCCAAAUCCGACUUGCCGCCUGCUCCGGGAGACAUCUGGCCGUGCGUAGGCGACUACGACCCGAGAUGCAUCGCUGGGUCCCAGGGCGAGGAGGUGAUGGAGAUAAAGAAAAGAGCCCUUGCUGGCAAGGCUUCUGAGGAGACAGGUGCAGUUGAGAAGCGCUGGGGCAUCCCGUCACGUUUUAAGCUUUGGCAGCUCCUGUUCGCCCAUCGCGAUUACUUCUGGCGUCUUGGCCUGUGUGUCCCAGGAGGGGACCCCUUUGACUGGGGACGGGACAGAUAUCCCAACGUCACCGUUAGCGACGAGCUUUAG